UGCGUUUUCAUUGAUAGAGAUUAUUCCGACAUCUUGGAAAGAAAUCGUGGUUUCUGGAAAAUCUGAAUUAUUUUGCUCUUCAUCAAUCAAAAUGUCAGCAGAACUUACAUUAAAAGAGAGGGCUAACCUCUACAAACACAAAGGAAAAGAUGCUGAGGAAAUGCGGAGAAGAAGAACUGAAGUCACAGUUGAAAUAAGAAAGAACAAGCGGGAUGAAUCCAUGCUUAAAAGGCGUAAUGUCCCAUUAGCUCCUGACAGUACAGAUAGUGAGGACAACGAAAAGCCAACCCAGCAGUCACUAGAGACCAUAGUCCUGAAUGCCCACAGUAAGGAGCCAGCUGUCCAACUUUCAGCUGUACAGGCUGCAAGGAAGCUAUUGUCAAGUGACAGGAAUCCCCCCAUUGAUGAUCUGAUUGCUUCUGGAAUAUUGCCCGUCCUUGUGGAGUGUCUCUCUAAAGAAGAUACGGACCCUACCCGGCCUUCUCUGCAGUUUGAGGCAGCCUGGGCCCUGACCAACAUUGCGUCAGGGACGUCAGCACAGACCAGGGCAGUUGUAGAUGCAGGCGCAGUGCCAUUGUUCCUGAAGCUUCUUCAUUCACCUCAGCAGAAUAUCCAGGAACAGGCUGUCUGGGCUUUGGGAAAUAUCAUAGGUGAUGGUCCCCAGUGCCGAGACUAUGUGAUCCAGCUGGGAGCCGUCCAGCCUCUGCUGUCCUUCAUCAAUCCCAGCAUCCCCCUCGCCUUCCUGCGUAACGUGGCCUGGGUGAUCGUGAACUUGUGUCGUAACAAGGAACCUCCACCGCCGGUUGAUACCAUCAAGGAGAUAUUACCGGCUCUUGGGGUUCUGAUUCAUCAUACAGAUAUCAAUAUAUUGGUUGACACAGUGUGGGCAUUGUCGUACCUGACAGACGGGGGUAAUGAACAGAUACAGAUGGUUAUAGAGUCUGGAGUUGUACCAUUUCUGGUGCCCCUUCUCAGUCACGUAGAUGUCAAGGUCCAGACGGCGGCCCUGCGUGCCGUAGGUAACAUUGUGACUGGGACAGAUGACCAGACCCAGAUUGUUCUCAACUGUGACGCCCUCUCACACAUGCACGCCCUGCUGUCUCACCCCAAGGAGAAAAUCAACAAGGAAGCAGUGUGGUUCCUGUCGAACAUCACUGCGGGCAACACUACCCAAGUCCAACAUGUGAUUGACGCUGGACUCAUACCACUUAUUAUACACCAUCUUUCGAAGGGGGAUUUCCAGACCCAGAAAGAAGCGGCGUGGGCCAUCAGCAACCUGACAAUCAGCGGCCGGAAGGAACAGGUGAGCUACGUCGUUCAGGCAGGCGUGAUUGCUCCAUUCUGUAAUCUGUUGAAUGUCAAGGACACGCAAGUGGUACAGGUGGUGCUGGACGGCAUCAACAACAUCCUCAAGAUGGCGGGCGAUGAUGCUGACAGCAUUGCACAGAUGAUCGAGGAGUGUGGAGGCUUGGACAAGAUCGAACUUCUACAAAAUCAUGAGAACGAAGAAAUCUACAAGUUGGCUUAUGAAAUUAUUGACAACUUCUUUUCGGGAGAUGUUGAAGAUGAUCCCGCGUUAGCACCCGAGGUUGGCACUGAUGGGUACCAGUUUGAUCCAACGGCCGCUGUGCCAAAAGAGGGGUUUAACUUCUGACUAGAGGACUCUGUUGGGGAGCAUGUUGAAAUAGGCGGGAGUGACCCAGUCAAUAUUGGAUCUUCUUGUGAUAGUUUACUUGUAAACCAGUCUGAUGAUGUCAUAUCAUCGAGAGGAACUAACUCUGAUGUGAUGUCAGAGACUGGUUUUUCAGCCAGGGGAGGCAAUGCUGACCGUGUGUCGGUGAACUCCAGUACGGCUUCUAUUUAUGGAUCAGACUCUAAUAUACAUUUGCUAAAUAGCUGUAGUCCAUCCGAGGCGCAAUCUUAUAGUGCCGAUAUAAAUCAGAUGAUCGAUGAAAACGAUAAUAUCGACACCAGGGCAUUAUCUUUUGAUCAGAUAGGUGAUCAAGCAAGAGCAUACUGGAGGGAAUCCCCUAAUGUCGUGUCUAUAAAUAGUAACACAGAAGGCAGUCAUGUGGAAAGUCCAGACACACAAGAAAGUGGAGGAAAUGAGGAUCACGAUUAUUUGAGGGGAAAUUUCUCUAACGAUCCCGACUUAUUGUCAUGGUACUGUCUUAGCACAUGCUAGAUUAUUCACAUCUUAAAUAUCUGCUGGUGCUACAUUAUUACCUAUUGCAGUUUUAGUAAAGAACUUGUUUUAAAGAAAAAAAUAUCAGACAUGCUUGUUUUAACCAUAUUUUCAUUAGCAAUAUCAACCCUAUCAAGUUAAUCAAUUUAAGUUUAGCAGGUUUGUUUUCAUGCUAGCGUAUUAGUUCCAUUUAUACAGAUUUGAAGAUAAAUUUGUUGAAGGUUAAACACAGGAGACCAGAAUAUGUGCCUCAUUUAGUUAUGGGAGAAAGCAGGAAUAGAUGGGAGGGAGAUUUGAGACUUUGGAGAGAGAAAUAAUUCUUUAGUCGAAAGGUUGACUGGUGGCGUAAGGGAGAAAUAAUUAUUCAUUCAAAAUUAUUAAUAUCGAGAGAAAAGGACUCAAAUCCAGUCACAAAUUAUGUGAUAAUUGUGCGAGAGAACUUAUGCUGUCACAAUUGUGGCUAACGAGAGAGAACUAAUGUUACUGUCGCAAGUGUAAAUACUGCGAGAGAGAGUUGUUCCUUCUGUCCUUGGUGUGACCAAAGGGAGAACUAAUUUUCUUUUUAGCAAGUGUGAAAAUCAUGAGAGAGAAGAAUUGUGCGAGUUUGAUCAAAACGUCAAAUUAUCAGCUCUAGGCAUGGGUAUUUGCAAACAGUAUUGUCCGAUUCAUUAGAAUUUUUUUACAAAGCUGUAAAUAGAACAAUAUUUAAAACAAUGCUUUUAUUUCAGAAAUCUCAUACUCUUUUUUUCUCUAUUUAAAAAAAAAAGGUUGGGUUUUUUGCAUAAGAUAUAGAUUGUAGUUUCUGUGUUGCCUUCAAGGGAAACACACAGGGAUUACUUUAUCUGGCGUCUGCACUUUUGUUACAAUUUAAUUUCUAAUCAAUAAAUUUUGAUUACAAGUUGUAGUCCUCAAACUUGGUAUGCACAUUGCUCAUGAACAGUAGACCCUAUUGAUUUUGAGGUCAAUGGGUCAUGGUGACCUUUGCUAAAAAAUAAUGGGCGCUUUGACGGGCGUCUCUUCUGAUAAGCGGAAUUCUAGUUCUUAAUUUUGUUUAUCAAGUUUUUUAAUGCAAAUUUGUAACUUGAUCUUAAUGAAUGAAUAUGCAAAGCUCUUGUAUUUUCUGAAUAUUUCUUGCAAUCUUGAAUUGGAUAUAUGUUACCAAACAAUUCAAUUUUGCCAAACAAGAUUUGUUUUAUUGUAAUGUAUAAAUGUGUUAAAUUUUAAGAUUGUGCAUUUAUACUAUAUUAGUAAAUUUGUUCGAUACAACCACAUUUUCUGCUUUGAAAUUACUUCAAGGAGUACUAAAAUAUUAAUUCAUGAAAAUCAGUUUGUUGUAAAAUUGUGUCUUUAAUGGCCUCAAAAAAGUAAAGUAGUGGUUCCUGUAACAUACCUAAAGAUACAAAAGGGUUGAUAAGCAGGGAAACAUUUUUUUUUUGGAAAUUAUCUUAAGGUGUAAGAAGUAUGUAUAUUGUUGUAUUGUUGACAUACAUACACAUUCAGAAAUAAAUAUUGGCAAGAAAACAAAUAAUAUUGCUUCAUGGUUUAUACAGGGUUCUCUAAAACUUUGGGCUGAACCAUCUCAAAAAGAAAUUAACCCGCUAGUUUCCAUGCAUAUGUUUUGAUAUUUAUUUAAGAAAUGGUAAAUUCAAACCGACUAAAAACCUAUUUCAAUUAUCCUCUUUGGCUGCCAGCUGGUUCUUACCCCUGUUAUAUUACCAAUAAUAAUAGAUAUUUUAACAAAUUUUACCAGUAAAGUGUAUCGACUCCCUUGAGUAUUUGGAAUCCUUGCAUUAUUUUGGGUUGGACUAAAAGCACAUUCUUUUGUCUCUACUGAAAUGAUUAAUUUGCCAUAAUCCAUUCCGAAAAGCUCAAUCAUCAUUCUAUAUGUUUUAUUGUGUUCAUUUAAAAUGAAUGUCAAUGUAGAUAGUUAAAUAUGUAUAGUGUUAAACUUUGUUAAAACAAAGAUUUUUAUAUAAAUUUCCAAUUUGUUUACUCUACCCUUUUUUAACUUGAGAACAAGAGAAUUUCAGGUGUCUGAUGUAUCAGUUUCAUCAUUAAGUAAAAUACUGACCUGUGAGCCAGAAGGGAGAUAGUUAAUUGUAAAAUCUAUGAUCGAGAGGGAGAUUUUUUUCUGAUGUUGGGGUGACUUGGGAUUAGUUGCAGGAAGAUAAUCUUUCUGAAACAUGCAUUGUUUGUCAGACUAAUAUGGCACCUUCUUUACCAGUUUUAAGUUUUUAUUUUUUAAACAUGCAUAAUUAUUGUUUUUAUUUUGUGCGAUAAUGUUGAAAGGUAAACUGGAAGUUAUGAAAAUCUUUGCUUACAGUUCCUGUUCAAAUGAUUUAAUAUUGUUAUCACUGAUAAUUUCAGUUAAUUGAUGUUUAAUUCAGUAAUUAUUAUAAUCUUGUUUUUCAUAUUCUUCUCUUGGAAUUUUAAUUCAGAUUUUAUAUUUAUCUGUUCUAACUUCAAAACAAUUUCUUAACAUGUUGAUCUUCCUAUCAUUGGAAAAUACACUUUAGUUAGUUAGUUAAAUCUUUCUGUCUUAGUCCUGUUCUGCUGUCAUUCUGUUUUUACUUUGUAUAUACUGUAAAUACCUAAUGUAUAUAGAUGUAAAUAGAUAUUUAAAGUGUGUUACCUGUAUUUGCAAUAUAUAAUAGCAAAAUAAAAUGCUCUGUUUCGAUGUACGUGUUUAAAUCAUACUGAUUUUUAUUUUCAUUUAGAUACAAGAUUUCACCAUUUGUAACUUGCUAUGUUUUUUCGCAGUAGCAGUAAAUGUUUUCAUCAUUUAACAGAGCAUUUUACUUGCCUUUUUUAACGUCCUAACCAAAUGCAACAUUUGUAUAAUUUUUUUUAAAUGAAUCAAAAUUUAGUUGUACUACACAAUAUUGUUAUUUUUUCACAUGUUAAAAAUAAGGCGAUACCAAAUUGAUUAAAUAAUUAGUGUAAGGAUUCAGUUCCAAGUAUCAUUGAAAGGAAGAAAAAUAUUCUCUUUACAAUGCCCAUCAUACCAGAUAACAAAAAUGAAAAUAACAAAGAAAGCAUCAUAUAUAUUUGAAGGUCUAUACAUCUUCUAUGUAUAAUAUAGUUAAAUGUUAUUUUAAUUAUUUAUGUGUAGAAAUUGAUAUGCCUUUGCUUAAAUUUAGAUUUUGGUAAAACAAUUAUUUUUUUCAUUCUAAAAGCUGAAAGCCAACUCGCCCAAUGAUGCUAAAUAUUGAAUCAAUUAUAUAUUGCCUAACUACAAUCAGUAUUUCAAUAGAAACUGUCAUGUAGAAACUGUUUCUAUCAUAAAGUAAUCGUUAUAAACAUUACUGAGUGUUGCAUUUCGUUCUGUGGUUAAGCUUUUAGCUCAUUUUAAACAGUGCAUAUCUCAUGGUUCGGUUUGUUUCCAACUCAGUGAACCAUGUAUGCAUUAAAAAAAAUAUAUUUUCAUUUUUUCGAAUUGGAACAUUUUAUCGAUUAUGAUAAGUUUAUAUAUAUUGCUGGCUCUUAAAGACUGAGUAACUUAUAAUAUUUCUUUUGGUGACCAAAGAAUGUCCUUAAAAUAGGUUUUCCAUAAAUAAUGAAUUUUGGCAAACCUUCAGAAAAAUGCUAUUGAAUUGUUCAUGAAUACUGCGGGGAGGAGUGGGGGGUCUAUUUUCAAAUUUGUGUGUUGUUUUUCCGAUGGUGAGUGAGCCAGCAAUGUUGCAAAGAAAUAAAAGUGUUUUUUACUGUUCUAAAAGCUUCCAGUUUAGUUAUCUGUAUCUGUACUGGUCAGAAAUCAUUGGUUGCUGCUAUGAGUUUUUAGAGCUUGAUGUUUGUAUAUUAUAUGGCAAGAAUCAAUGUUUUCUUGUAUUUUAUGAAGGAUUGGUGUCAUAAGCCAUAUCUUUAAGGCCUUUUUAACUUUAUUGUUCUGAUAUUUAUUUCCUGUAAGGAAAAUUGUCUUGAUUCUAUGUGCCUUUCUUGGCAUAAUUAUUUGUUUUCACUGUUUGAACAUACAAAUCAUUUGAGGUCUUUCAUAUUGUUGUUGGUUGCACAGCAAUGCAUGACAGACACAUGGCUCACUUUGUGUGGUGUCGUUGUUGUCCGCGGCGUUGUUAGCCUCCUUUACAUUUCCGAUCAAUAACGUUUGUAUGAAUUGGCCAGAAGUCCUCAAACUUGAUAUACACAUUGGGCAUGGUCAGAGGAUGAGUUUGGGUCAGUCAAGGUUAUGGUGACUUUAAGAAGAAAAAUAAUGGGCGCUUCAGAUAGAUGACACAUCCGGUUCGUGGAAUUCUAGUAAUAAAAGUUGAAUUAAAUAUUAUAACAUUUUUGGAUACAUUUAGAGAAAUAAACUAUUCUGCUGCAAAUAAAACAACAACACAAAAUGCUAUGAUAAAAUUGUUCAGAAAAUCAGAAUUGAUAAUUUUGCAGUGUCAUAAAUGUUUGAAGGGUAGAGAAGAAGAGUAGAAAAUUUAGAUUUUUGUUCAAAUAGUGAAACCAUUUUAGAAGCAACAAAUGUUGCCAUUGCGACAAUUGUUUGUUGCUAUGACAUAUUUAUAGGUAAGGAUAAUUUUACAAAUGUCCAAUUGUGCAAUGUGUGUUGUAGAUCAUUUUAGAAGGGCAUCAUGUAACUGUAUCCUUAGUAUAGAUUUACAAAAUUUAGGCCCUCAAAAACCGACAUUUUAAGUCAUUCAGACGGGUAUAUUUAAUGUUAGAAAGGCCUUUGAUUUUAUUGUAUUUCAGUCAUGCAUAGUACAUAAUUGUAUGUUGCUAUCCCAAUAAUAAAUGUGUGAACUAUUUCUGUGAUUAUAUGAUGCAUGUAAUCGAAUGAUUUGUGAAGUUAUACAGUUGUUUUAUAAACAAGUUGUACUUCCAAAUCAAUACUGACAUAUGCGUCAACAUACACUUUCUAAUUUUUUAGAUUAAAAAUAUGUUGGAGUUGGAAAAUGACAUACAUGUAUAUCUUGAUUAUAUACUGGAAUUGGUGAUAUGAUAUAUACAAUAUAUCGGAGAUCAAUAAUUGAUAGUGUUUUAAUUUUGCUUAUAGGGUAAUUACAAAAGGCAGUUUCAGGGGUUUGUAGAGUAAAUUCUACAAUAGUGUAAUUUUUUCAAUAAAGAACUAGACAUUAAGAUAAUAAAUAGUUACAACAAUAGCAUACAAGCUUUGCUAAUAAAGUAAUUCAUUCAUAUUUUAUUUUCAUCUGUACAAACAUCUGCAUUAUACAAAUUAUAGUGCCAGUAAAGGAACUCUUAACCUUUUUAAUACAUGUUAAAUAUUUGCUUCUGAUAAAAUGGUUGGAAGUUGUUUUGGAAGGUUUGUUAAAACAAAUUUUUGUUAUAACAAUUUCAUCCCUGUGGUCAUGCUUGUUUUAUUUGAAUAGUAACUUCCCUAAAGCUAAGUUUAUAAGAUAAUAUUUGUUAUCAUUUAAUUAGGCUUUUUUUUUUUUUUUGGCAAGACAUGCUACACAUAGUAAUACAUUGAUUUUAUGUUUGUUAGUGUAUUUGAAUUGUUAAGAAAUUUGUUGUCAUGUAUUUUUGCUAUGUUCAUUUUUUUGUAAGUUCAAAUUAAAAUGGUACCUUCAUGGACGUAUUUUUGAUAUUUGAUAAGUUUGAAAAACAUUCUUUGUUGCAUUUCUUAUCUUAUGCACCAUAAAAAAUAUUUGAAUUAAUUCAUACUAUUGCACAGUUUGAGCAAUUCUAUUUUAGGAGCAAAUCUCAUUAAAAAAGUACCAUUUCAUUUGAACAGUUUCCUUCAAUACAAUUUCCUUAAAUACACUUGGUAAAGAAUAAUUUGUUACUUUGUAUGUCUUUCAAAUUACUGUUAAAGGCAAUAGGGAAAUCCAUGGUUUAGGUGUUGAAGGACAAUUUCAGUCAUCGUCAGAAUUUAUUUGUCUCAUAUUUCGCAUUGAAUUAUAUGUGAAAAGUAAACCUGUUCAAAAGAAACAAAUAUAUGUUCCUAAUAAGUUUUCUCCUUUUCCACGGAUUAUACCUGUUGCCUGUAAAAUUCAAAAAUUGUUGUCAAUGCACGAUUUUGCACGUGCAUAUGCAAAAUGAAUAAAGCAAUUAAGUUGUAAACGUAAAAAGAAAUAAACGGAAGGAGAUGCCAUUAAAUUGGCAUCUCAUUCCAAAUCAUUCCUA
Molecule: messenger RNA, 8278 nt
Organism: Mya arenaria
Lineage: Eukaryota; Metazoa; Mollusca; Bivalvia; Myida; Myidae
Product: importin subunit alpha-4-like
Exons: 14
Coding region: 92-1654 (520 amino acids)
Biological process (GO): NLS-bearing protein import into nucleus
Cellular component (GO): cytoplasm; nucleus; nucleoplasm
Molecular function (GO): protein binding; nuclear import signal receptor activity
Source: RefSeq, a predicted model, not a curated record